Molecule: messenger RNA, 1706 nt
Organism: Frankliniella occidentalis (western flower thrips)
Lineage: Eukaryota; Metazoa; Arthropoda; Insecta; Thysanoptera; Thripidae
Exons: 9
Coding region: 232-1308 (358 amino acids)
Source: RefSeq, a predicted model, not a curated record
UUCGCAGCCAUCUUACAAGGCAGUCCCUUGUUUCUUUCCCGCUCGUUCGCGUCGGUAAUUUUACUUCGUACGCCAUCUUUCGUCGAUCUACGGUCGCUCACACGGUGUCUCAGAGGGGCGUUUAGCCUAUGUGAUGUUGUUGCAGCGCAUGCAUUCAACUGCAAUUGAAUAAAACUUGGAGUAUUCAAGGAUUUUGGAUUUUAGAUGUUAUUGGACUGACUCAUUGAAAUCAUGAAGGAUCCUAGAAACAUAGAGCGAGGGGCGUGCAAAAAAGAAGAUUGUGAUUGCACAGCUUAUUCGUUGGAUGAAAAGGCGACGAGUGCUGCAUGCAGCUACUGUCAAUGUCCACCCACGGCUCAUGUUGCAGAAAAAGGUCAGAUUAUUACAUCUACUCCCACGACUUCAAAUGAUAUUCUAACUACACCAAACUCAUCGCUUACAGAGGCAUCAAAGACCAUCAACUCUUCCACUUCUGCUUCUGAGGCUUCUGAUAUUGUCACAUUAUCAGUGCAUAAUGUGUCUGAUCCAUUCUUACAGUCUCUUCUGGUACAACAGUCUAGUGACGAGCCAAACACGGAUGAGAUAUUCCUUCCAGUUAAACUUCCUCGCAAGUGUGAAACUGCUUUGGCAAAUAGGGAUGUGGAUCACAGAGUAAAGUCUUCUAUUGUCAGAGAGGUUGUGAGCAAUCUGAUGGGACACGACCAGACCUCCACCAAAUGCUUACAGAAAGCGGCCAAAAAGAUGGUUAACAAAUGGUCACCACUUAAAGAUCAUAAUGACCCUGACAAUAAUGGGCUGUUGACUAUGUUGAGAAAAAGGAGGGACAGGUGUAAUAAAACUGACAAUGUGAGUGCAUCAACCUCUUCCAGAGGCAAUAUCCAUCAAUUGACUGCUCUUGAAGCAAAAAAAGAAAUGUUUGACAAGUGGAGUGCAAAUCUCAGAACUGCAGCUGCUCAUAAACAUUUGAUGGAGGUAGCAAGACCACUCCGCAAAGUAGAGGCGAAGAAACUUCCUGGUCUUCAGCUAUUGAAAUCUUUUCCAGCUCUGGGUAUUAAUGAAGUUCUGCUACAAGAACUGUUAGCAGAAUUAGAGACAACAGAAGACGAGGCUAGAGACAAAUGGAGACGUACCAUGGAACCUCUAAAAAAGUACCACCAAACUGAAAAGAAAUUCCCUUUUGUAGAGGGAACUUUGGAUGAGGAAACUUUGUGGAUACUAGAGAGUAUUCACCUCUACAAUAUUUGGUUUAAGGAGGUGAAUCGACAAAACACUGAUGAUUUGACAAAGGAACGUAAGUCCACUUUUUAAAAUUGUGCAGUAGGGCCAAAAUUGAGUCAUUUUUCUAUCUAUCUCUGACAUUAAUUGCUUUAGUUCAAAUUUUCUUUCACAGAAUAUCUUGUUAAUAUCUUAUUUACCCACUCCAACUUUGUUCGGUUUCCUAACUCAAAUGAGUAUGGAGUUAGUGUGACUUACGUCUAUUGUCCACCUCCUCUUGGGUUGACAGAGAGACGUAAGUCCUAGACUGCUUUCACAAAGGAACGUAAGUCCAUAAUAUAAUUUGGACAGAGAAACGUAAGUCCAUUGCUACUUUCACAAAGGAACGUAAGUCCAUGAUACAAACUGGACAGAGAAACGUAACUCCAGAAAGGUUUCACAAAGGAACGUAAGUCCAAGACUAAAAUGGGACAGAACAACGUAAGUCCAUU